GGGGGUGGUGACCGAAUUACAGUAAUUUUAUUGAGCAAGAUGUUCAAAGUCUCAGUUGUGUUUAAUGCUGUUACAGAUAAAGUGAAAUUUACAAUGCCGAGUAUGGUUUACUAAGCCAAGAUGCAAAUCCCUGAUGCUGGAGGCAUGAAUUUGUAAUGUUGCAAAAGUAAUGCUUUAGACUUAAUACGCAAAGUUUGAUUUGUAUUGUUUAUACUUAGCAUAUAUGAAAACAAAGUUUUACAUUUCUCCCUUUCUUAAAUACGUCUUCAGUGCCUCUGAUUAUGGCUCAAAAGCUUGCUCUGUCCGCCUAAUCCUUCUUUAAACUGGAUUUCUUUGAGCGAAAAGGAGUUUGUCUCCAGAAGAUGUUAGACAACCUGAAAGAACCACUCUUUAUUACAGCUGACAUCAAUGUGGUCGUUGUAGCACUUACGGUCCUGGGACUGGCAAGUAGGCUGUGGAGACUUUCCUACCCCGGGGGAGUGGUGUUUGAUGAGGUGUACUAUGGGCAAUUUGUUUCUCUUUACAUGAAGCAAAUCUUUUUCUUGGAUGACAGCGGUCCACCACUGGGUCACAUGAUUCUGGCUCUUGGAGGUUAUAUGGGUGGAUUUGAUGGAAAUUUUCUGUGGAAUCGUAUUGGAGCAGAAUAUACUAAUAAUGUACCUGUUUGGUGUCUGCGCAUAUUGCCUGCAGUUGCUGGAGCUCUCUGCAUCCCUGUAGCGUAUCAAAUUAUAGUGGAGCUGCAGUUCUCCCAUCUUACUGCCCUAAUGGCAGCCUUGUUGGUCAUGUUUGAAAAUGCCUUGAUCGCUCAGUCUCGGUUCAUGCUUCUGGAGUCUGUUCUGAUAUUUUUUAUUUUGCUGGCUGUUCUGUCAUACCUCAGAUUCUACAAUGUGCAAAGGUCAAGUCCGUUUUCAGUGAGCUGGUGGCUGUCGCUGUUUAUGACUGGGAUUGCAAGUGCUUGUGCCAUUGGUGUAAAGUACAUGGGACUCUUCACCUAUCUGCUGCUUUUGGCUGUUGCAUCAGUACACAUUUGGCAACUUAUUGGAGACAAAACAUUAUCAAAUGUUACUUUAGCCUUUCACGUUCUGGUUAGAGGACUUGCGCUGCUGGUCAUCCCUGUAGUUCUGUAUUUGAUUUUUUUCUAUAUUCAUCUCUCCAUUUUAUAUCGCUCUGGGCCGCAUGACCAAAUUAUGACAAGUGCUUUUCAGGCCAGUCUAGAGGGAGGUUUGGCAAGGAUAACACAAGGACAGCCCUUGGAAGUGGCAUAUGGUUCCCAGAUCACAUUACGAAAUGUCCUAGGGAAACCUGUUCCCUGUUGGCUUCACUCUCACAAGGACCCUUACCCCAUAAGAUAUGAGAACGGUCGGGGCAGUUCACAUCAACAGCAGGUGACCUGUUAUCCCUUCAAAGACAUCAAUAAUUGGUGGAUUGUUAAAGAUCCUGGCAAGCAGCAACUGGUUGUGAGCAACCCUCCUCAUCCAGUGAGGCAUGGCAGCAUUGUGCAGUUAGUUCAUGGGAUGACAUCUCGUUGUCUAAAUACGCACGAUGUUGCUGCUCCUGUAAGCCCUCAUGCCCAAGAAGUGUCCUGCUAUGUUGACUAUAAUAUUUCCAUGCCAGCACAGAACUUGUGGAGAGUGGAAAUUAUGAAUCGAGAGUCUGAAAAAGAAGUGUGGAAAACCAUUUUGUCUGAAGUACGCUUUGUGCAUGUAAACACAUCAGCUGUUUUGAAGCUUAGUGGACAGUCCUUGCCUGAUUGGGGUUAUCGGCAACUGGAGGUUGUUGGAGAGCAGAUGUCAAAGGGUUACCACCAAAGCAUGGCCUGGAAUGUUGAGGAACACCGUUACGGGAAAAGUCAGGAGCAGAAGGACCGGGAACUAGAACUGCAUAUGCCCACCCAGAUGGACAUGAGCAAAAACCUCAGCUUUAUGGCUAAAUUUGUGGAAUUACAGUGGAAGAUGCUCACCCUGAAGAACGAAGAGGCUGAACACAAGUAUAGCUCUUCCCCUUUGGACUGGGUUACCAUGGAUACCAAUAUUGCAUAUUGGCUACACCCAACGAGCAAUGCACAGAUACACCUGCUAGGAAAUACCUUAACCUGGAAUUCAGCUAAUGUUGGAGCCCUGCUAUAUGUAUUUGUGUUCCUGUUUUACUUGCUACGAAGACGCCGAAAAAUUCAUGAUAUCCCAGAAGAUGCCUGGUGGCAGUGGGUGUUAGCAGGAGUUAUUUGUGGUGGGGGUUGGGCUGUGAAUUACCUUCCUUUCUUCAUGAUGGAGAAGACACUCUUCUUGUAUCACUACUUGCCUGCGCUGACCUUCCAGAUCCUCCUCCUUCCUGUUGUCCUCCAGCAUGUACAUGAUCACAUCCUCAGAAGCUCAGUACAGAAGAACACAUUUAGUGCAUUAGUACUGGUGUGGUUGUCCUCAGUUUAUAUGGUAUACCUUACAUUCAGCCCAUUGACAUAUGGACACCCUUCCCUUCCUGCUUCAAAAUUAGUGGAACUGCGAUGGAAAGAAUCCUGGGAUAUUCUAAUACGGAAACGUUAGGCAUGUAAAGAGACUGAGAAGAUAACAUUAAGGUAGAAAGAUGAUAACAGCAGUGUUCUGCAAAAUACACUGUAUUACAUGCUUAUGUUGUGUGUAGGAGCUAUCAUGGAAAACCUUAAUCUGUGGACUGAAGGUGGUUAUUAAUGCCACUAAAACUUGUGUUGUCCUGGCCUGAAAAAAAAAUGUAGAUGGAGAAACACUCUGUAAGUUACAAACCAGCAGCCCUUGAUUGAAUACUUACAGAUAAUGAUGUGUUACAUUGUGAAACUGGGACUUAAAAGUCUGUAAUGUGGCUUCAGAACACAAGUUUACAAUGAUAUAAUAAAGUACUUUGUUAAAGCA
This is a messenger RNA of Protopterus annectens (West African lungfish), 2882 nucleotides long. It is a transcript of the gene POMT1, whose product is annotated as protein O-mannosyltransferase 1. The transcript has 20 exons. Lineage: Eukaryota; Metazoa; Chordata; Ceratodontiformes; Protopteridae. The record is from RefSeq and is a predicted model, not a curated record. Gene Ontology annotation, cellular component: endoplasmic reticulum; membrane. Bases 363 to 2540 code for a protein of 725 amino acids. Gene Ontology annotation, molecular function: dolichyl-phosphate-mannose-protein mannosyltransferase activity. Gene Ontology annotation, biological process: protein O-linked glycosylation via mannose.